AUGGCUGCCUCUGCUCCUCCUUCUGAUCGAAAACCCUCAGCUCGUUAUUCAUUUGGUGCUGCUGCUGCAGCACCUGCAGCAGCAGCAGCACCAGCAGCAGCAGCAGCAGAGCCUGCUACUCCAGCACCUGCAGCUGCAGUAGCAGCAGAGCCUGCUGCUGCAGCUGCAGCACCUGCAGCAGACCCUCCUGCUGCAGCAGCGCCUACUGCUGCAGAAGCAGAAUCUCUUGCUGCUGGUACAGCUGCUGCUGCAUCAUCUCCUCGUGCUGCUGCUGCUGCUGCAGCAGCACCAGCAGCAGCAGCAGCAGCACCUGCAGCAGGAAUAGGUAUAUUAGGAAGGAGCGGUGUGUCCUUUGAGAGCACCCCGCAGUGUAUAUCUGCAGAUGCAGAGGAUAAAGUAGAUAAAGAUAAAGAAGUAGAUAAAGAUAAAGAAGAAGAUAAAGAUAAAGAAAGAGAGAGAGAUGCUGCUGCUGCUGCUGCUGCAUUUCGUGUGUCUUCAUGCAACUCUCUUUCUCGCAACAGAAUGACAACAAGAAUUCGUUCUUUAAGAGAUUACUUCCGAAAGAGAGGCAGCAGCGGUAGGAGCAGCAGCAGCAGCCAAGCAGCAGCAGCAGGAGGAGGAGCAGCAGGAGGAGGAGGAGCAGCAGCAGCAGACGAUGAAGCAAAUGAAGAUGAAGACGAAGCUAACGGCAGGACGCCUAUGCAUGUGCAUGAUUAG
Molecule: messenger RNA, 717 nt
Organism: Eimeria acervulina
Lineage: Eukaryota; Apicomplexa; Conoidasida; Eucoccidiorida; Eimeriidae
Exons: 2
Coding region: 1-717 (238 amino acids)
Source: RefSeq, a predicted model, not a curated record